Plasmodium cynomolgi strain B is the source of this 1509-nucleotide messenger RNA. Its product is annotated as tyrosine-tRNA ligase. Gene Ontology annotation, biological process: tyrosyl-tRNA aminoacylation. NCBI's taxonomy places the organism in Eukaryota, Apicomplexa, Aconoidasida, Haemosporida, Plasmodiidae. The record is from RefSeq and is a predicted model, not a curated record. Gene Ontology annotation, cellular component: cytosol; mitochondrion. Gene Ontology annotation, molecular function: ATP binding; tyrosine-tRNA ligase activity; RNA binding. The transcript has a single exon. The annotation marks the transcript as partial.
UGCAAACUGAGUGCUAUAAGUUCCAACCACAUCAGAGCCUGAGCUCAAGCAAGCCUCCCUUAGGGGAGAGUCCAACGGAGAAGCACGAAAUAAAAUCCAAAGCAUUGAAGAAGUUGUUCGAACGAAAGUUAAUCCACUACGUGAGUGACGUAAAAGGUGUUGAUGAUAUAUUGUAUCAUAAUGAGACGGAACCGAAGAGAGAAAAAAGGAAAGCAGUCUACCUCGGAAUUGACUUAAACUGCAGGUACCUUCAUUUGGGGAACCUUGUGCAGUUAAUCACACUGAACAUUUUGCGCAACUAUAAGACGGACGUGGUGGUGCUACUGGGUGGGAGCACAACGAAGAUUGGGGACCCCUCCUUUCAGCAGGCAGAACGGAGGAGGCCUUUCCACGAGGAGAUCUGCGAGAAUGAGGAGAGCAUAAGGGGGAUCAUUAUGAGGUUGCUUCUGCGGGGGGAAGAGCCAAUGAUUAACACCUCCCCCGAGGGAGAUCCAAUGAUUAACACUUCCCCCCUGGAGGAAUUUUCAACCCACUCGCCAGACAAAGGGUCCCUCACCAUAGUGAACAACAGAGAGUGGUACAACCAAAUGGACAUAACCGACUUCCUAAUCCACGGACAGCAUUUCCCUCUCCACAAAAUUUUAAAAAAAGAAUGCUUCAAGGCCAAAUUGAAAGAGAGUAAUUUAACGCUCAAAGAUCUGAAUUACCUAAUUUUGCAGUCAUACGAUUUUGUGCACUUAUACAAAAAGUACAGAUGCUGUAUACAAAUAGGAGGGUCGGAUCAAUGGGGAAACAUACAAUCGGGCAUCGAACUAUGUCAGCACAUGUGCAAUACGCAGCUGUAUGGAUUGACAACAAAUUUGUUGCUUCAUAAGAAUAACAUCAAGUAUAGCAAAUCGCUAUUUGAGCAGAGUAAGAGACUACCCAUUUGGAUUGAUAAAGAGUAUACCCCCCCCUUUCUUUUUUGGAACUUUUUACGAAACAUCGAUGACCAGCAGGUGGACACUUACAUUUGCAUGCUAACAGAUUUGGAAGUCCCAAGUAGGCAUUCUUCAGGUGAAAUUAUUUCAGAGGGAGAGGAUAACUCUGUUGAUGCUCAGAUCAACCGAGCGAAGGAAAAACUGGCUGACUCUGUCACUUCAUUUAUUUAUGGAGAAGAAACUGUUCGUAUAAUUCACUCACUAAGUAGACUUCUAAAGGAGGACGAGGUUGCAGUGAUUGACCGGGUCGACCAACUUAAGGUCUUCCCCUUUAUCCUAAUUAACAGGAAUGACUUACACAAAAAUGAAAUUAGCAUAGUCCACAUUUUACGCAAAUUCGAUGUGGCAUCAACUAAUAAAGAAGCAAAGGAGAAGUUGGCCCAACGGUGCAUCUAUCUCAAUAAACAACUAAUAGAUGAUGCUAAGUACCAUUUAAGUUUGCCUUCUUCCUUUGUAAGAGCCAAGGACGGAAAUUAUUAUGCCAUUUUGGGACUGGGAAAAAAGACAUACUACUCGAUAAUCGUGCAGU